CUACACCCUAGUCCAACGUGGAAGCCUCCUUUCCUUCUCUGCGUUCCCCAAUGUUGCUCACUCCCCGCCCCUACCUCGCCCGCCGCCUGUUCCUCGCCGCCUCCCGCCGCCUCUCGCCAUGCCCGCCGCCACUCGCCGCCACUCGCUCGGCGCCAUCCCUCACCGUCCGCCGGACCCUCCGAGUGAGAUCAAUUGCUACCCUUGCAGAAGCUACAGCAGGGUUUGAUGAGAUGGCUGCAGGGACUCAGCGGAAGUAUUACAUGCUUGGUGGCAAAGGUGGUGUUGGGAAAACGAGCUGUGCUGCAUCCCUGGCUGUUAAGUUUGCGAAUAAUGGUCAUCCUACUCUGGUAGUCUCAACGGACCCUGCGCACUCUUUAAGCGAUUCUUUUGGACAGGAUUUGAGUGGUGGAACGUUGGUGCCAGUUGAUGGAUUGGAUUCUCCUCUGUUUGUGCUAGAGAUAAAUCCUGAGAAGACUAGGGAAGAAUUUCGCAGUGCAAGUCAAAGAAGUGGAGUGAGUGGGGUUAAAGAUUUUAUGGACAGUAUGGGUCUUGGAAUGCUUGCUGAACAGCUAGGAGAGCUAAAACUUGGAGAGUUGCUGGAUGCACCUCCUCCGGGACUAGAUGAAGCUAUUGCAAUUUCAAAGGUCAUGCAAUUUGUUGAAGCACAAGAGUAUAGCAUGUUUAGCCGUAUAGUAUUUGAUACUGCUCCAACAGGGCAUACUCUCCGACUUUUGUCCUUGCCAGACUUCUUGGAUGCUUCCAUUGGCAAGAUCAUGAAGCUAAGACAGAAGUUAGCUUCGGCAACAUCAGCCCUUAAAUCUGUAUUUGGGCAAGAAGGACCACAACAGGAUGCGUCUGACAAACUAGAGCAAUUAAGGAAGAGAAUGAUCAAAGUGAGGGAGCUUUUCCGGGACACUGAAUCAACUGAAUUCAUCAUCGUCACAAUUCCUACGGUCAUGGCAAUUAGUGAGUCAUCGAGACUGUGUGCUUCCUUGAAGAAAGAACAUGUGCCUGUCAAGAAGCUUAUUAUUAACCAGAUUCUACCACCAUCUGCAUCGGACUGCAAGUUUUGUGCAAUGAAAAGGAAGGAUCAAAUGCAUGCACUUGAAAUGAUCCAAAAUGAUCCAGAACUCAAAGGCCUGAAGCAAAUCCAAGCACUGCUAGUUGAUGUAGAGAUCAGGGGUGUUCCUGCCCUUAGAUUUAUGGGUGAGAUGAUCUGGAAGUAACAUCCAUGGACUGGAAAAUGACUAGGUUGGAGAUCAUAACUUUGCUAGAGGUCUUGCUUGUUCAUUCUUCAUACACCAAUACCACCUCUACAAUCAGCACAUCACUACACUGGAACUUAUAGGCAUGGCCAUGGCCUGAAGCAGAUGCAUUAUAUGUUCAAACCUCAAUGGGUUGAUGGGCUUCAAAUAUAAUCAAGAGCAAGCUAGCCUUCAGACAGAGGACAGCGAUUUUAGUUUGAAACUUACAUCAUACAUCAAAUUUUGGCUUUCUAGAUAGGAUUCUUUUUGAAAGGAAAAGUGCAUGUAUAGAUUGAUGUAUAAUGUUUAAAUUCUAAAAGAGCUACUUCCCCUUGAUGCCC
Molecule: messenger RNA, 1585 nt
Organism: Phoenix dactylifera (date palm)
Lineage: Eukaryota; Viridiplantae; Streptophyta; Magnoliopsida; Arecales; Arecaceae
Product: ATPase GET3B-like
Biological process (GO): tail-anchored membrane protein insertion into ER membrane
Cellular component (GO): GET complex
Molecular function (GO): ATP hydrolysis activity; ATP binding
Source: RefSeq, a predicted model, not a curated record